GGCUGCGGGGCGUGCGGGGACCGGGGGCGUCCCGCGGGGGCGGGGGGCCGGGGGCGGGCUCGCCGCCCUGCCGCUGCCGAGGGGCGGGCAGCCCGGACAGCCCCGGCCCCGUGCGGCCGGAGGCGGCGGAGCACCGGCGGAGCGGAGCGGCACGGCGGUACCGGAGAGCGGCGACCGCCAGCGUGGAGGAGGCAGAGCCAUGGCAUCGCUGCUGUGCAACGCCCGCAUCCAGCUCACAGACACGCUGGAGCAGAUGCAGCAAGGGACACUGAUGCGCAAAGUCAAGUCCAAGAGCUGGAAGAAGCAACGUUACUUCAAGCUGCAGGAUGACUGCAUGACCAUCUGGUACCAGUCUAAGAGGACGGGCAAAAUUGAGUCCGCCUUCUCCAUCAGCGAUGUCGAGACAGUGCGAGAAGGGCACCAGUCGGAGGUGCUGCAGAGCCUGGCUGAGGAGUUCCCCCCUGAGCGCUGCUUCACCAUCGUCUUCUAUGGCCGCCGGGGCAACCUGGACCUCAUUGCUGGCUCGGCAGAAGAGGCACAGUGCUGGGUCCAGGGCCUGCGCCAGCUCAUUGAGGUAGCCACCAGCAUGGACCAGAGGGAGAAGAUAGACCAAUGGAUUCGUGACUGGUUUCAGAAAGCCGACAAGAAUAAGGAUGGGCGCAUGAACUUCAAGGAGGUGCAGCGUCUCCUCAAGAUGAUGAAUGUAGACAUGAAUGAGGAUCAUGCCCUGCGGCUCUUCCAGGCUGCUGACAAGUCGGAGUCAGGGACGCUGGAAGGGGAGGAGUUCGUGCUCUUCUACAAGGCCCUCACACAGCGCGAGGAGGUGCUGAGCCUCUUCCAGGACUUCUCCGAGGAUGGGAAGAAGCUGACACUGCUGGAGCUGGUGGAUUUCCUGCAGCAGGAGCAGCUGGAGGAUGAGGGCACGGAGGAGCUGGCCAUGGAGCUCAUCGACAAGUAUGAGCCGUCGGAGACAGCCCGGGCUCGCCACGCGCUGAGUGCCGACGGGUUCCUCAUGUACCUCUGCUCUCCGGAGGGCUCCGUCUUCAACCCCCAUCACCAGGUGCUGUGGCAGGACAUGAGCCAGCCACUCUGCCACUACUUCAUCUCCUCCUCCCACAACACCUACCUGAUAGAGGACCAGAUCCGGGGCCAGAGUAGCAUCGAGGGCUACAUCAGGGCUCUGAAGCGGGGCUGCCGGUGCCUGGAGGUGGAUUGCUGGGAUGGGCCGAACGGGGAGCCCAUGGUGUACCAUGGCCACACCUUCACCUCCAAGAUCCCUUUCCGGGAGGUGGUGAGCACCCUGGGGAAGUACGCCUUCAAGACGUCAGACUACCCGGUGAUCCUGUCCCUAGAGAACCACUGCAGCAUAGAGCAGCAGGAGGUCCUGGCCCAGCAGCUCAAGGACAUCCUGGGGGAACAGCUCCUCACCACCACCACCGAUGGGCGCGUCCCCACCCAGCUCCCAUCCCCAGAGGAGCUGAAGCACAAGAUCCUGCUGAAGGGGAAGAAGAUUGGGCGGCUGGAGGACAUGCUGGAUGGGCCAGGGGACGAGGUGCCUGAUGUGUCUGAUGAUGACAAUGGGGCAGAAGUGGAGGAGGAGAGACGGAGGGCAAAGAAGGACAAGGAGAGCCUGGCACAGGCAUUGUCCGACUGCGUCGUCUACUGCAAGAGCGUGUCCUUCCGGGGCUUCCAGGAGGCCCGCAGCCAUUCCCGGCCCUCCGAGAUCUCCUCCCUCGCUGAAGCCAAGGCUAGGAAGCUCAUCCGGGAUGCGGGGAAUGAGUUUGUCCGCCACAACACCUGGCAGCUGACACGCAUCUACCCCAGUGGGAUGCGGACCGACUCCUCCAACUACAGCCCCCAGGAGAUGUGGAACGUGGGGUGCCAGAUCGUGGCCCUGAACUUCCAGACGGCCGGCACAGAGAUGGACCUGUGUGACGGGCUCUUCAGCCAGAACGGGCGCUGCGGCUACGUGCUCAAACCACCCUUCAUGAGGGACAAGGAGACUGUCUUCAACCCCAGUGACCCCAGCAGCUGGGAGGGCCCUGGCCCCACCACCCUGACAAUCCAGGUAAUCAGUGGGCAGCAGCUGCCCAAAGUGGCCAACAGCAAGGACGGAGCCAUCAUCGACCCACUGGUGCGUGUGGAGAUCCAUGGGGUCCCCGCGGACCAGGCGCGCCAGGAGACCAAGUAUAUUGAGAACAACGGGUUUAACCCCCGCUGGGAUGAAACGCUCCAGUUCCAGCUCCACGUGCCCGAGCUGGCCCUCGUCCGCUUUGUGGUGGAGGAUUAUGACAAGACCUCCAGGAAUGACUUCGUGGGCCAGUUCACCUUAGCGUUUGCCAACAUCAAACCUGGCUACCGCCACAUCCAUCUCCUCUCCAAGGACGGCACCAGCAUCCCACCCUCUUCGCUCUUUGUCCACAUCCGCAUCACCGAGCCGCCUGGCCCCGAGCAGGACUGAGCCUGUGGGGGGAAUAGGACCUGGAUAGAAGCCAUAGAGCCAGCCCCAAGCGGCUGGGGCCACAGAGCCAACUGCAUCGCCCUCUUGUUGAGCUGUUUGUGUCAUCCCUGUGUUGUUGUCGCUGCUGUGUCCCCAUUUGCAGUGGCCUCCAGGGUCUGGGAAAAGGCCCUGACCUCCCCUUCCGAGGUUUGGGACACUACCUCCCACGCAUGAGUGUGGGGACUGCACUGGUGCAGUCCCCUGUGUCCCCCAUGUGCAGCUUGCCCUGGCCCACGGGCAUGGCUUGGUCAUGAGGAAGAGGAGGAGAUGGUGCACAGCCCCCUGGCUCUGCCACAGGGGCUGGUACCCCGUGGCCAGGGGAGCAAGGCUGGAGCUGAGCAAACCCCAGGGCUGGGCAGAGCCAGGAGAGGAGUCAGUCCUCACUGCCCCCCACUCUGCAGCCCCCCGGGGCUGCUCCUGGCCGGUGGCCAUUACUAACCCUUACCGUAUCCCUUCUCUGUAAGCAACUUAAUAAAUUGUUCGGUGACAGGCA
Molecule: messenger RNA, 2993 nt
Organism: Grus americana (Whooping crane)
Lineage: Eukaryota; Metazoa; Chordata; Aves; Gruiformes; Gruidae
Gene: PLCD4
Product: phospholipase C delta 4
Exons: 16
Coding region: 200-2461 (753 amino acids)
Biological process (GO): intracellular signal transduction; lipid metabolic process
Molecular function (GO): calcium ion binding; phosphatidylinositol-4,5-bisphosphate phospholipase C activity
Source: RefSeq, a predicted model, not a curated record